Tachyglossus aculeatus (Australian echidna) is the source of this 641-nucleotide messenger RNA. RefSeq names its product centromere protein A (gene CENPA). The coding region runs from base 64 to 513 and encodes 149 amino acids. Lineage: Eukaryota; Metazoa; Chordata; Mammalia; Monotremata; Tachyglossidae. The record is from RefSeq and is a predicted model, not a curated record. Gene Ontology annotation, cellular component: nucleosome. The transcript is spliced from 4 exons. Gene Ontology annotation, molecular function: protein heterodimerization activity; DNA binding; structural constituent of chromatin.
UUGGGAGAGGGGCGUCUCUUACGCUCCCCGCGGCGGGACUGUCCCCCCCGCUCCCCUCCAGGCAUGAGGUCCGGCCGCCGGAAGCCCGAGAGCCCGAGGAGAAGCCCCCGGAUCCCGCCCGGCUCCCCCGGCCCUGCCCCCCGGAAUCUGCCCGAAGAAAGGGGACGAAGACCCCGUCGUCGUCCAACUCCCUCUCCCCGUCGGCGCCGGUACCGCCCAGGAAAACAGGUCCUUAAGGAAAUCCGGCGACUUCAGAAGAGCACGAACCUCCUGAUUAGGAAAACUCCUUUUGCUCGACUGGUGCGGGAGGUGUGUCUCAGUUACACCCGAGGGGUGGAUUUCCGCUGGCAGUCACAGGCUCUGUUGGCUCUGCAGGAGGCAGCAGAGGCCUUCCUGGUGCAUCUCUUUGAGGACUCCUACCUUUGCUCCCUCCAUGCCCGUCGCGUCACUCUCUUCCCAAGGGACAUCCAGCUGGCGCGGAGGAUCCGGGGCAUUCAGGAAGGCCUCGGCUGAGCCCCGGCACCCCGGGAACUCCCCUUCCGUGCCUCCCCUUUCCUUUUUCUUUUCCCUGUUGAGAAUGCCCUUCAUCCUGGUUUUCCUCCGUCUAAUUUUCCCUCUCUGAACCUUUUAUAACUAUCCUU